AUGGGGCUUGCUUUUCUCCAUCUCUAUUCCUACAUAGCAAUCGUGGACCUACCUGUUACGAGCCAUUGGGGUGCGAGGUCCUGGAAGGCAAUGCCCGAAAGACAGAUUUCCUGGAAACAAGGAUUCACCCUUUCUAGGAAACCCGAGAAACGGCCAACGGUGCGCAGAAAGAGACGGCAGCGGAUUGAGUUCGUCCUUGAACAACCCCAGACAUCUCUGCAAUAUCAACGUCGGCCCCGGUCGUCACCCACAGCAGGGGUUCUCCUUCAACCUACCAUAUUGCCAGAUGACCUCCCAGGGGAUAGUGCUUUGCCAGUAGACACACAACGGGAGCAUAUUCAGUGUGAAGAUGUCAUUGAAAAUGCUCCUCUGCUAGACCCGUCCAGUGGGACAUUGAUAGAUGAAUCUUGGGUUGACUUCGAGACAUCACCUGGAUUUGUGGAAAUAAGCGACACAAACCAACCUUGUCUAAGCUCAGUCAACAGUUUCGAAAACCUCCCUAAUGGAAUUUCCCUCUCUGUCGCGCCCAGGGGUGAGGAAGAGGUGAAUUUCCAUUCAGAGUUCGAUGGUGCCGGGUCACUGACUCCGUACCGUUCCUCUUCUCCUAGUUUUACGCCUUAUUUAUCCAUCAUAGAGUGUAAUACCCUCCUUGAACGAUUUAGACCGAUCCUUACAAGAUACAACGCAGAGUUUUGUACAAUCCCACUAACACUUCGACUUCGCAUAAAUCCGUUCCGAUACCGUGAUGAUCUAGAUCCCGAACCAAAGUUUCUAAUGCACGCCGUCAUGGCCCUGGCAGGCCACCAUCUCAACAGUUCUUCAACCUUGAGCCAUCGUCAUGCAUCCCUUCACUUGCUCCGCCAGAGUCUCGGUGCAUACAAUAAUGCGGAAACUAUGUACUCGGUCCUUGAUACUAUAAUAAUUCUAUUUUCACUAGAUGAGACUCAAUCCAUGCUCGGGAACUGGAGUACACAUCUCAAGGGAGCAUAUGACUUGCUAGAAGCCUGCGGUGGGAUAAACAGAAUUCCACUUUCCUCUAGGGUCGAGACCCAGAUAGGUAUACUCACCUGGUGGGAUGCCAUAACCAGUCUUCUAUCCAGAGAAGAUUGCGUGUUUCCUUAUACGUACUUUGAAGCUGUGGAAGCCAACCAACCAAAAAGAGAGUGGGAUUUCUUUGGACUGUGCGGAUGCCCGACGAGCCUUGCAAGGAUUGUGAUGCGGGUGGCACGUCUUGGGGCUCAGAUGCGAAACGUACCCUCGCCGCCGUAUUCUAAACACGAUGAGGCAGUCAUCACAGACGUUGAGACGUCUCUCCAAGAUUGGGUCCACACGCCGGCCGUGAACAGUUCGUGGGACGAGGAGGGCGUGCACCGGGAUUUAGAUGCUAUGCAUUGUUCCGAAGCCUGGAGAAACGGCAUUCUCCUCUACGUCUUCAGGGUGUUCCGGUGGAAGCCCGGGGAUAGUGUACCUCUUCAUGUCAUGUACCGUGCGAGGGCGGUUGUGGACCAUGUGGUGUCCUGUCGAGACGGAGAGAUGAUGUCCAGGCAAGCUCUGCUGCCGCUCUUCUUUGCGGGCUGCGAGCUGCGGGAUGGAUCCACGAGGAAGAAGAUCGUGGGCCUUUGCAAUGAGUGGGACCAGAGAACUCGGUAUCAUAUGUUUUGUGCUACGAUACCUCUACUCGAGGAAGUUUGGGCUGCUCAGACGGAGAGAGGUUUUGAUAAUGUGUGGUGGGGAGAGGUCGUGGAUAGACGGCACUUGUCUAAGGAUUAUCCCAUCAAAAUGAGAUUGUGUUUUGGCUAG
This is a messenger RNA of Clonostachys byssicola, 1800 nucleotides long. Lineage: Eukaryota; Fungi; Ascomycota; Sordariomycetes; Hypocreales; Bionectriaceae. The record is from the annotation of a GenBank genome assembly.